UGAAACAUAGGCAGACGCAGAUCACAAUAAAAUAAUUUUUCUCGCUCAUCGGCUCAUGGUGUGAAAUCUGAAAAUGUUAAGAUCGUCUGUUUUUUACGAUUAGUAGAAUCGCAACUGAGCGUAUAUCCGAAAAGUUUCACUUUUUUGAAUAAUUAUCACUGCGUAUCCGCAGAAAUGCUGCUUUUACGGUGCAGUCUAUCGCAAAAACUGACAAGAACACUGUGGUCGUCCACAUGUUCAUCCCAUGUUCGCUAUGCCUCCACAUCGCCCAACAUGGGGGAAUAUAAGUACGUGAAUCCACCUCAACCGGAGCAGACAUGGACAGAAUUGACCGAAACUGCAUCCAAGACUAUUUUUUGGAGGGAAUUGGUCAGUGGACUGCUGGUUGUGGUUGGGCAGGUGUUUAAGGAGCCUGCCACUAUCAAUUACCCAUUUGAAAAGGGGCCUCUGAGCCCGCGUUUCAGAGGGGAACAUGCGCUACGACGGUAUCCGUCAGGCGAGGAACGGUGUAUUGCCUGCAAACUGUGCGAAGCAGUCUGCCCGGCUCAGGCUAUAACAAUCGAAGCUGAAGAGCGCGCUGAUGGUAGCCGUCGAACUACUCGAUAUGAUAUCGACAUGACGAAGUGUAUCUACUGCGGAUUAUGCCAGGAGGCCUGCCCCGUGGACGCCAUCGUUGAAGGACCGAAUUUUGAAUAUUCGACAGAAACAAGAGAAGAGUUGCUGUAUAACAAAGACAAACUGCUAACCAACGGCGAUAGAUGGGAAGCGGAAAUCGCCGCAAAUCUGGAAGCGGAUCAUCUGUAUCGAUGAAAGGAUCCUAUUUUGCAAGUAAUUUGCAUGUGGGUUCGCAAAGUUCAAGAAGAUUUACGAAAGAGUGUAGAAUAAUCUUUAAGAACUUGGCAAUUGUACAGCUUCGUUUAAUGGAAGGCCAUCCUGAUUUCGGUAGUGGCCCUGGACUGAUUGUUGAAAUAUUUUUCAGCUGUCUGGUGUUGUACAUUUUACGAAUAACAGUGCAAAGCCAAUCGGCAUUU
Paramacrobiotus metropolitanus is the source of this 1031-nucleotide messenger RNA. Its product is annotated as NADH-quinone oxidoreductase subunit I-like. Gene Ontology annotation, biological process: mitochondrial respiratory chain complex I assembly; mitochondrial electron transport, NADH to ubiquinone. Gene Ontology annotation, molecular function: NADH dehydrogenase activity; 4 iron, 4 sulfur cluster binding. The coding region runs from base 175 to 810 and encodes 211 amino acids. The transcript has 2 exons. Gene Ontology annotation, cellular component: membrane. Lineage: Eukaryota; Metazoa; Tardigrada; Eutardigrada; Parachela; Macrobiotidae. The record is from RefSeq and is a predicted model, not a curated record.